Molecule: messenger RNA, 945 nt
Organism: Trichosurus vulpecula (common brushtail)
Lineage: Eukaryota; Metazoa; Chordata; Mammalia; Diprotodontia; Phalangeridae
Product: olfactory receptor 5D18-like
Exons: 1
Coding region: 1-945 (314 amino acids)
Biological process (GO): sensory perception of smell; G protein-coupled receptor signaling pathway
Cellular component (GO): membrane
Molecular function (GO): olfactory receptor activity; G protein-coupled receptor activity; odorant binding
Source: RefSeq, a predicted model, not a curated record
AUGAUGAGCCCUGACAGGAAUCGGAGUAGUGCAGUUGUUUUCAUCCUCUUAGGAUUCUCUGAUUAUCCAGAGCUUCAGGUGCCCCUCUUUCUACUGUUCCUCACCAUCUAUGUAGUCACUGUGGUAGGGAAUGUGGGCAUGAUUGUGAUCAUCAAGAUCAACCCCAAACUCCAUACCCCCAUGUACUUUUUUCUAAAACACUUGUCCUUUAUAGAUUUCUGUUACUCCAUUAUAAUUACACCAAAAUUGUUAGAAAAUUUAGUUGCAGAAGAUAAAAGCAUCUCUAUCAAGGGCUGCAUCACGCAGUUUUCCACUUGUGUCACCUGUGUGGUAACAGAGAUGAUCAUGUUGGCAGUGAUGGCCUAUGACCGCUUUGUUGCUAUAUGUAAUCCUUUGCUUUAUACAGUUUCCAUGUCCCCAAAAUGCUGUGGCUUGCUAGUGACUGUGGCAUAUUCUUGUGGCAUAAUUUCUUCUAUUAUAGUCACCUACUCAAUUCUUAUACUUUCGUUUUGUAAAACCAAAAUCAUUAAUAAUUUUGCAUGUGAAUAUUCUGUCUUCCUCUUUGCUUCCUGCUCUGAUAAACACUUCAGUGAGUUGAUAAACUCAACUGUUGCAGAUCUCAAUGCAUUUUGCUCCCUCAUCAUCAUUCUUACAUCCUAUCUUUUUAUUUUUGUCACAAUCCUUAAAAUGCCUUCAGCCGGUGUGAGAUAUAAAGCUUUCUCCACUUGUGCCUCCCACUUGACGGCUGUUACCAUCUUCUAUGGAACCAUCCUCUUUCUCUAUAGUAUUCCCAAUUCCCAAAACUCAUGGCUUGUAGUCAAAGUAGGAUCUGUUUUUUAUCUUGUAGUGAUUCCUAUGCUAAAUCCCUUAAUAUAUAGUCUAAGGAACAAUGAUGUGAAGGAAACCUUGAGGAAAUUAAUGGAUCUCCAAAUAAUUUCUCAAUAA